Molecule: messenger RNA, 5025 nt
Organism: Daphnia pulicaria
Lineage: Eukaryota; Metazoa; Arthropoda; Branchiopoda; Diplostraca; Daphniidae
Exons: 1
Coding region: 1-5025 (1674 amino acids)
Biological process (GO): DNA integration
Molecular function (GO): nucleic acid binding
Source: RefSeq, a predicted model, not a curated record
AUGGAGGCAGCAAAGCAGUCCGUUCAGGACCUAGGGGAGGAGAAGGACUUAAAUGGAGAUCGAGAGGACGAUUUUAAGUCGAUUAUCUCCGUACCCCCGUACAAACCGGUAGCACGAGUUCAUGCUCCGGAUGAAUGGAUCACCAACUAUUGCAGUGGAAGAGAGAAGCCCUUCGUUUAUUCCGGUGAUCAUCGCCAUACAUCGGUUCGAGUUGAUUUGGAGGUUUACUCUGGGCGCGCUCUGGAUUGGUUUGAGUGGAUCGACCUCUUUCACUCACUCGUACACCAGACCGGCAAGGCACCUGGAGAGAAGCUGGCGAUUUUGAAGAGGAACGUACGGGGAGAGACGGCCGAUUUAGUUUACGGAUUAGGUGGAGGUGAGCUGGCCUACAAGGAGUCUCUCCGACGUUUGAAAGAGACAUGUGGCAGCCGUGCAGUUAUCCGUGCAGCACACCUUCAAGCCUUGGAUCGAGUCGAGCCUCCGACGCCCGCUACCUUCCGUAGAUUUGCCGAAAAGGUGAGGACUCACCUCUUCAAUCUCACCUGGAUCGGGGAGACCGGCCAUGCUGAUUUGAUCGAGCGGCUCACGCAGAAACUUCAGCCCCAGGAUCGGUUGCACUGGAAUGACGGCCAGCGUGGAGGAUUGGAGCGGCGCACCAUGAACGAGUUCGGCCACUGGCUAUGUACGCGAGCGGCUGCCUACCAGAAUGCAUACUCCAUUGCCGCCGAACAGCACCAGAAAAGCAACAAUCCAGCUCGGCCACCCCAGACGGGAAACAACCCGCAUCAUCAGAAGAGGCAUUCACGGGCCCACCAGGCCUCCACCAAUCACCGAGCCGGACCGGCUCGAGGGGCUCCUGCCCCUACGCCUCGUGAGGGAACGACACCAGCAUCCAAGCCUCCAUAUUGUUUUAAAUGUGAGGGUGAGCAUCGGUUGGCUGAUUGCCAAUUCUUCAAGAAUAUGCCCGUUGCUGGACGAAUGACCUUCAUCAUGGUGCGUGGCCUGUGUUACUGUUGCUUCGGCGUACGACAUGGAGCUGGCAACUGUAGCUUCAAGAAAGAAUGCGGCAAGGACGGAUGCAAGACGUUCCACCACCCUCUGAUCCACACUGACCGGGGACUUCCGGAGAGAACGGGCACGUCACAUUCCGCCAGAGCAACGUCCGGCACCAUCGCCUUUGGGGUGAUCCGCCUCGACGCCCUGAAUACUGACGGGGAGCUGGUGCCCAUUAAUGUCAUGUUGGACGCCGGGAGCAACACAACUUUCAUCCGUGAGGGAUUAGUUCGUUCGCUACGGAUUUCAGGCGAGCGACAGACACUUCGGAUCCAGGGAGUAGCUGAUGCGGCUUCAACGCAUCCGAAUUCAGAAGAAUUGUUUCUCCAGCUGAAAACGGCCUUCGGUGACAUGGUGACCCUUAAGGGCUCGACCUUAAAGACCGUGACACAGCCAGUUCCCGUGUACAAUUGGGAGCAGCUUCGCCACCGUUGGACCCACCUUAACGACUUGCCGCCGCUACGCAGUUCCGGCGGAAGAAUUGACGUCCUGAUUGGUUUAAACCAUACAACUCUCAUCACACCGACAGAUUAUCGACUUGGAGCCGACGACGAGCCAGCAGCUAUCAAGACCAGGCUAGGAUGGACAAUCCUUGGUGUGCUGGGAUCAGGAUCGACGACGGAGGCCCUCUGCCACCGUGCCUUUGCCUCCUCAGACGUACACAUCACAGCGGAGCUGGUGGAACAACUACGACGGUUCUGCGACACCGAAUCAUUCGGUACCGAGUACCAGGGUGCCGGAAUGUCCACCGAAGAUCGACGGGCAGUCGCGAAGCUGGACGCUGAGACCAAGAAGCUGGAUGUGGGUUACCAGGCCCCAAUUCUCUGGAAGGAUGAAGAGCCUCCAUUGCUGCCCGACAACCGGAGUGUAGCUGAUUCCCGUAUUCGUCCGCUUUUGAACAAAUUUACAAGAGAUCCAGCCUAUGAGAAACACUAUCGAGAGUCGAUGGCCAAGAACUUUGCUGAAGGUUAUGCAAGGCGGCUGUCUACCACAGAGGUCGAGGAGCGGCCAACUCGAUAUUGGCUGCCCCAUUUUGCAGUACCCAAGGUUGCCGGUCGUCCUGAGCUGCGGUUGGUGUUCGACGCAGCUGCCAAGUACCGCGGGAGGAGCCUUAAUGAUUACGUCACACCUGGUCCAGCACUUCAAAAUCCGCUCCCAGCGGUAAUUCUGCACUUCCGGGAAGGAGAGGUGGCGUGGUCGGCAGACAUAGGAGCCAUGUUCAGCCGGAUCCGACUAGACGACGUGGAUCGACGCUACCUUCGAUUCCUCUGGCCGGAAGAGGACGGAACAUUGACAACAUGUGAGAUGACCCGGGUGACCUUUGGUGUCUCAUGUUCGCCCUAUACGGCCAUCCGAACGACCUGGAGAGCAGCAGACGACGCCGCCGUAGACCAGGGUGAGGCGGCAGCCGCCAUCCGGAGGUACCUCUACGUGGACGAUUACCUGGAUUCCAGCAAGACCACUGACGAGGCGAUGCGCCGGGCGACAGCAGUCAACAAGGCUCUGAGCAGUGGCGAUUUCCAUCUGAAUCAUUGGGUGAGCAACGACGCACGCCUGCUGGAGCAGCUCUCGCUACCAGAUCCAAAGGAGAGCAGCGUCAACACGGUCAACCUUGGCGCUGACGACGCCGAGAUGGUCCUGGGCGUCACCUGGAGGCCAGCCACUGAUGUUUUGGGGUUUCGUGUCCGGUUGUCAGAGAUCAACUACACCCGGGCCGGGCUCCUUUCGAAGGUUGCCGGAUUAUUCGAUCCCCUUGGCGCCGCUGCUCCAAUCACCGUUAAGGCCAAGAUACGACUACGCCACCUUGGCGUGAAAGGCCUGAAGUGGGAGGAUGUGGUGACUGGUCCGGACCGUGAAUGGUGGGAGAGCUAUUUUGACACAAUGCAGCAGCUAAAGACGGUGGAAUUUGCCCGCUGCCUCUUUCCGGAUGAAGACCGAAUCGUCCGGACCGAACUGGACACUUUCGUGGACGCCUCUGAGGAGGCCUGCGCCGCCGUAUGUUUUAUCCGUAAUGUUUACCGUGACCACCGAGUGAUCGUGCGCUUCAUCAAGGCCGUGACAAAGUUGGCGCCGCUGAAAACAGUGUCCGUGUGCAAGUUGGAGCUGAACGCUGGACUUCUUGGAGCGCGUUUGGCCCGUUUUGUGGAAUCUUCAUUGACCCGGAAGAUCGCAGCGCGUCGUUUCUGGACCGAUAGCAGUACGGUGCGCAACUGGGUUCGAGCGCUAUCUGGUGACUACCAGGUCUACGUGAGCAAUCGUAUCGGUGAAAUCCAGACCCUAUCGGACCCUUCAGAGUGGCGUUUCGUCCCGGGAGUCCUAAACCCAGCGGAUGCGGCGACCCGCUCUCAACUGGAUGACCGGGCAAUCCCAGCGUGGUGGUUGGACGGACCACCCUUCUUGUAUCAAGAUGAGACGGCCUGGCCGCAAGACCUCCCCUGGACCUUGGAGAAGGCGGAGAUGCGUGGGGCCCGCGCCCAUGUGAGUGAUGUCGUGUCGGAGAAGAUAGUGCCAUUCGACUGGAAGACGGUGAAGAUAGCUGCCAGCGACGUGCCUACUCUCAUCAGAUUAGAGAAUGACUAUCUCGAUCUCGUCCGACGGUGCCAGAGGGAGACCUAUCCCGAGGAGAUAAGCAGACUGGAGCGUGGAAAAGUGAUUCGCCCUACAUCACCCUUGCAGCCCUUGACCCCUUUUUUGGAUGCUGACAAGGUGUUGCGGCUUGGAGGCCGUCUCAGCAGAGCGAAUUUACCGUACGAGGUUCUUCAUCCGCCGAUUCUGAAUGGCCGACAUCUGUUAGCGCGAGCAAUCAUCCGCGCCUUUCAUGAGCAGCUUCAUCAUUCCGGAACUGACAUGGUGCUUGCCCAGGUGCGACAACAUUUCUGGAUCACAGCAGGAAGAGAGGCGGUCAAGAGAGCUCGCAACGAGUGUCUGGCGUGUCGGCGUUUCCGACCAAAAGCAGCGCUACAGAUGAUGGCGGACGUUCACAGGGCCCGGCUAGGUGCUCACCAGCCUCCGUUCACCUACACCUCCGUCGACUAUUUUGGCCCCAUUGACAUCGCCUACCACAGAGGGACGGCCAAGCGAUGGGGCGCCCUGUUUACGUGUUUAGUGACGCGUGCCGUGUACGUCGACGUGGCGAUCUCUUUAUCAGCCAACGAUUUCUUGCUGGUUUUGCGCCGCUUCGUUUCUAUCUACCGCAAACCAGCUGAGAUGUUCUCCGACAACGGAACUAAUUUGACCGGGGCAGAGCGACUAUUACGUGAAGAGCUGGAGAGACUAAAGGAGAGUUCGGCGUUGGAGACGGAGCUCAAAGCUCUCGGGAUUCGAUGGUGGUUCCAGCCAGCCCAGACACCCCACUUUGGCGGAGCUCACGAAUCGCUGGUGCGUUCGGUCAAGCGAGCGCUCUACCCCGUGCUGGACAAGGAGUUGAACGGACAGCGUAAUCCGAGCGAGGAGAUUCUUCGGACGCUCCUGUUUGAGGUGUCAGGACUGCUCAAUUCCCGCCCUCUGACUUAUGUCAGCUCAGAUGUUGACGAUAUUCGGCCCUUGACGCCGAACGAUUUUUUGAAUCGCGCGCCAAUUGCGGAUCUACCGGCGGGUGAUUUCUCUCGUGCCUUACCACGGGACCACUACCGGUACGUUCAACGGAUGGCGGACCGCUUCUGGGAGCUGUGGCAUGGAGCAUUCCUGCAGUCCAUGACCUCGCGACGCAAAUGGACAAGACCAGCCCGGAACUUAGCGGUUGGCGAUUUCGUGCUCGACGAUUGGAAGGAUGCACCGCGAGGACGCUGGCGGACCGGAAGAGUUGUGAGAACGUAUCCGGGAAAGGAUGAACUAGUUCGAGCGGUAGACGUCGAGUUUUCUACAGGGAUAUUGCGCCGUGGAGCUAAUCAACUCGCCUUAUUGGAACCAAGCUCACUCGCUCCGGAAGCCGGAUCCAGUUCGGGGGAGAAUGGUUCGGCGGAUGCUGUUUAG